UUUGACUUUGAUACCGAUGAUGCAGGCCCGUCCAAGUCCAGCCCCGGGCGCUACGUGCCCCGCGCCGUGCUCGUGGACCUGGAGCCCGGCACCAUGGACGCGGUGCGCUGCGGCCGCGUCGGCGGCCUCUUCCGCCCGGACAACUUUGUGUUCGGCCAGAGCGGCGCGGGCAACAACUGGGCCAAGGGCCACUACACCGAGGGCGCCGAGCUGGUCGACGCCGUCCUGGACGUGGUGCGGCGCGAGGCCGAGUCGUGCGACGUGCUGCAGGGCUUCCAGCUGACGCACUCGCUCGGCGGCGGCACCGGCUCCGGGAUGGGCACGCUGCUCAUGUCCAAGAUCCGCGAGGAGUACCCGGAGCGCAUCAUGACCACGUACUCGGUCAUGCCGUCGCCCAAGGUCUCGGACACGGUGGUCGAGCCCUACAACGCCACCCUGUCCGUGCACCAGCUGGUGGAGAACACGGACUCGACGUUCUGCAUCGACAACGAGGCCCUGUACGACAUCUGCUUCCGCACGCUCCGACUGCCCACGCCGUCGUACGUCGACCUCAACCACCUCGUGUCCCUCACCAUGUCCGGGGUCACGACCUGCCUGCGCUUCCCCGGCCAGCUCAACGCGGACCUGCGCAAGCUCGCCGUCAACAUGGUACCCUUCCCCCGGCUGCACUUCUUCAUGCCCGGCUUUGCGCCGCUCGUGUCGCGCGGGGGCCAGCAGUACAAGGCCCUCACCGUGCCCGAGCUCACGCAGCAGAUGUUCGACGCCAAGAACAUGAUGGUCGCCUGCGACCCUCGCUACGGCCGCUACCUCACCGUCGCCGCCAUCUUCAGGGGCCGUAUGAGCAUGAAGGAGGUGGACGAGCAGAUGCUGAACGUGCAGAACAAGAACAGCAGCUACUUUGUCGAAUGGAUCCCCAACAACGUGAAGACCGCCGUGUGUGACAUCCCACCCACGGGCCUCAAGAUGUCAGCCACCUUCAUCGGCAACACGACCGCCAUCCAGGAGCUCUUCAAAAGGAUUUCGGAGCAGUUCAGCGCCAUGUUCAGGAGGCGCGCUUUCUUACACUGGUACACAGGCGAGGGCAUGGACAAGCUCGAGUUCACCGAAGC
Messenger RNA from Frankliniella occidentalis (western flower thrips), 1109 nucleotides. RefSeq names its product tubulin beta chain-like. Gene Ontology annotation, molecular function: GTPase activity; structural constituent of cytoskeleton; GTP binding. The transcript is spliced from 2 exons. NCBI's taxonomy places the organism in Eukaryota, Metazoa, Arthropoda, Insecta, Thysanoptera, Thripidae. Gene Ontology annotation, cellular component: cytoplasm; microtubule. The annotation marks the transcript as partial. The record is from RefSeq and is a predicted model, not a curated record. Gene Ontology annotation, biological process: mitotic cell cycle; microtubule cytoskeleton organization.